AUGUCGUCGACAGCUGGGCAAAUUGUUGUCCCGCCAUCAACCGCCCUGGCGAAGCGCCCCCCCACCGCGUAUCUGGUGGUGGAGCAGGACGGGACAGUCACCCCCCUGCGCGUGAACGGGCACCACAGGAGGCCGAGUUUGGGCGAGGUGGCGGGGGGGACCACGGCGGAUUUGGCGGCGGUGGUCUGCUGCUGCCCCUGCGUGCUGGUCAACAUGGUGGUGCUGGCGGUUUACAAGGUGCCGAAAGGGGUGGCGCGGAAGGCGCUUGGGAGCAAGCGCCGCCGUAGGCUGCUGAAGAAGGGUGGAAGGUCGGAGAGGCAGCAGAGCAGCAGCGACGGCGACGAUGACUCUGAGCUACAAAUCGUCCAAGUCUCCUCCUCCUCGUCGGCGGUCUCCUCCGGGCUCAGCCUGGAUUCCGACAAAGAUGUGGUGGAGCUGGAGAAGGAAAUGUGGGAGAAGUUUUACGGCGCCGGUUUCUGGAGAAGUUACUCCCAAAGGAGCGACGAAAGGAGCGAAAUAACUGAGCUUUCACGGUAA
Messenger RNA from Ipomoea nil (Japanese morning glory), 537 nucleotides. RefSeq lists its product as uncharacterized. The record is from RefSeq and is a predicted model, not a curated record. The transcript has a single exon. The coding region runs from base 1 to 537 and encodes 178 amino acids. NCBI's taxonomy places the organism in Eukaryota, Viridiplantae, Streptophyta, Magnoliopsida, Solanales, Convolvulaceae.